UUCAGCCUGCGCUUCCGCGCGUCCCCCACGCGCCGCCGCCGGGCAGAGCCGGCGGAAGGAGCCGGGCCACGGCAGGCGGAGCAGGGCCGCCCCGAGCAUGGCGGCAGCGGCGGGCGGCGGUGGCGGGGGAGCCGGCGGCUCCUGUUUCGUGCUGGGCGCCUCGGGAGAGACGGGCCGGGCGCUGCUGCGGGAGCUGCUGUCCCAGCGGCUCUUCGCCAGGGUCACGGCGAUCGGGCGGCGGCGGAUGAGCCUCGGCGAGGAGAGCGCGGCCGCCCUGGAGCAGGUGGUGGUGGACUUUGAGCAGCUGAGCGAACACGCUGCCGCCUUCCGGGGCCACGACGUCGGCUUCUGCUGCCUGGGCACCACGCGGGCCAAGGCCGGCGCGGCCGGCUUCAUCCGUGUGGACCGGGACUACGUCGCACAGGCAGCGGAGCUGGCACGGGCUGGGGGGUGCAAACACUUCGUCCUGCAGUCCUCCCAGGGCGCGAACGAGCACAGCCAUUUCCUCUACCUCAGGGUGAAGGGAGAAGUGGAGAACCUGGUCCAGGCUGUUGGUUUUGAUCGCUGUACCAUUCUCCGGCCAGCGGUGCUGCUGUGCACACGCCAGGAGCCUCGCCCUGCCGAGUGGAUUGCCCAGCACUUUCUCAGUCUUGUGGCACGGGUGUUCCCCACUGCUUACUCGGUUCCUGUGGAGACAGUGGCAAGGGCAAUGGCGGCCAGCGUGCUGAAGCCGGGCGGGGGGAAGGUGGAGGUGCUGGAGAACAAGGCCAUCCAUGAGCUGGGAAGGGCAGUGCCACAACAGGACACAAAGUAGAAGGGAAGGGCCAGAGAGCAUGAUUCACCUGUCAGGUGCUCCUCUGGACCAAGGACAGAUGCAGGCAUGGGAUAGUAGUGGGGCAUUGCAUGGCUAAGGUGAAGGUAGAGCUGCAUUUCUUUGCAUGGCAGUUAAUUCUCUUAAGUGAUCUAGAAAUGCAGGUGCCGGCUGGUGGGUGAAGAAAAUGCAUUGUGUGCUUCCUGGAUCUGGCAUGUGAAUCCAGGUAAAAAUUGGGUGUACUCGAGGUAAUUUCUUCAAUUCAGCCCUCAAAUAAAAUCCUGUGACUGGU
Dromaius novaehollandiae (emu) is the source of this 1103-nucleotide messenger RNA. It is a transcript of the gene HTATIP2, whose product is annotated as HIV-1 Tat interactive protein 2. NCBI's taxonomy places the organism in Eukaryota, Metazoa, Chordata, Aves, Casuariiformes, Dromaiidae. Gene Ontology annotation, biological process: import into nucleus. Bases 98 to 814 code for a protein of 238 amino acids. Gene Ontology annotation, cellular component: cytoplasm. The record is from RefSeq and is a predicted model, not a curated record. The transcript is spliced from 5 exons.